This is a messenger RNA of Aspergillus saccharolyticus JOP 1030-1, 921 nucleotides long. Its product is annotated as serine hydrolase domain-containing protein. NCBI's taxonomy places the organism in Eukaryota, Fungi, Ascomycota, Eurotiomycetes, Eurotiales, Aspergillaceae. The record is from RefSeq and is a predicted model, not a curated record. Bases 1 to 921 code for a protein of 306 amino acids. The transcript is spliced from 4 exons.
AUGGGAGAUCUGAAGAAGUUUGUCGAAGCUGUUUCUGUACUUCCAUUGGUUCAUUUACCUGGGCAGCGUUGCGCCUACAACCAAGCUGCUAGCUAUGCCAUUCUUGGCCGUAUCCUAGAGGCUACCGAUCCGAAAAAUCGUCACUUCAGAGAUCUUGUGCGAGAUGAGCUGUUUACGCCUUUGAAAAUGACUGAGGCAGCGAUUGGUCUUGCUUCAGACCACCCAAGGCGUGUUCCAGUCUCGUUCCACCCGAAGCACGUCACCACGAACAAUGAACAAACUCAGAAGUUGCUCAACACGGUAACCACCGACGGAAACGAAAUCCCAGCUGGAGGUGCGUACGGUACUGCGGAAGAUGUCUUCCAUUUUGCCGAGACAAUGCGUUUACGAGGAAACAAUGGAGAGCACCGGCUCAUCUCUAGAGCUCUUUUUGACUACGCUUGCCAAAACCACACCCGUACCUUGACAAACACGACCUGGGAUUUUGAAAAGGAGGCCAAGGGUUUUCCUGAGUAUCCAGCUCUUUUCAGCCUCCUUGGCGGUUACAUUCGUGGAGAGGGGCAUGUAUUCACGGGUGCAGGCUUCACGGCCUCUCCGCGUGCUUUCUACGCUGUUGGAGGCGGAAGCACAAUGUGGAUGGUCGACCCUGAUCGUGCUCUUACAUUUGUCUUCCUAAGUGCAGGGUUCAUUGAAGGCCUUGACAAUUUCUUCAAGUUACUCCAAAUGACUGCCAGUGGUUUAGCUUCGUCCUAUUCUAAAGUUCGCUCUGACUUGGUCACUGCUAUAAUGUACACCGGCGCUUCGGUGCCCAUCUGCAGAGCAACUUUCAAAUGGCUGAACUUUCUGCUGUUAUCAUUGCCAGUCUGGAACUUUUGCUUCUAUGGUACCCCCGGGAGUGAAUAUUAUUCCUCCCAGAAAUGA